AUGGAUAAGUAUAUUAAAAAAAGUAGCAAAUACCUCAGGGCGGGAAUUCUCCCAAACAGAGCAACGAAAGUGAAGAAGGACAGCGCAAGCACUGCGAGCCCUAGAUUGCGGAGGGCUCCCAUGGUUUGUGUCCUAACUCCUCAGGGGCACAUCGAGAGUGCUGAAGUCAAACGGCGGCUAGCAACAGCAAUUCCAGAUACUUCAACGGUUGGGGGUCUGGGCCUUCAAAGGCCCAUUUGGAGACCUGAUUAA
Molecule: messenger RNA, 252 nt
Organism: Paracoccidioides lutzii Pb01
Exons: 1
Coding region: 1-252 (83 amino acids)
Source: RefSeq, a predicted model, not a curated record